AUGGAGCUCAUUUCCGGUCGCGUAAAUAUUAAGGGUCGCCUGGCACUGGUCUCGCAGCAGUCCUGGAUCUUUAAUGCCACUCUACGCGAAAACAUUCUCUUCCAUCAUCCCUACGAUCCUGAACGUUACGCCAAAAUCAUCAAGGCCUGCGCACUCGAACCUGACAUCAAGUUGCUGCCCAUGGGGGAUCUUACUGACAUCGGAGACAAAGGUGUUAACCUGUCCGGUGGACAGAAACUACGGGUUAGUCUUGCUCGAGCCUGCUAUGCUGAUGCGGACGUCUACCUCCUCGAUGAUCCCCUAGCCGCCGUUGAUACUCACGUGGCCUCGCAUCUGCUGAAACACGUCCUUGGCCGUGGGGGCCUUUUGUCCGGUCGGACGCGUAUCAUGGCCACGCAUAAUCCCAGUGCGAUUGCAGCGUCUGAUCGCGUGGCUGUUCUGGAUUCUGGCCGACUGGUCGAAUAUGGUAAUUACGCCAGCCUCAUCAGGCGACCCGCCAGUCAUCUCAACGCCUUCCUACGUAGUGAGGAGCUUCGACAGCGACUGUCAGAGCGUGAGGCAGCGUCGGAGUCAGCUGCAGCGGUGGGAGUCGAGACUUCGGUGGUUUCUAGUUUUCGAAAGAGGCGAACUUCAACAGAGUCGCAUGCGGGUUCGUAUGCUCCAGCUAGUGAUCUAGCAGAGUUGACUUUGAUGGAGACAGAGGCUUUGGACCCGGAAGUGACCGAUGACGCGGAGCCGUUGUCAUCAGCUCAGAGCCGAUCGAGUCCCAUUAAAGAGGCACAAGAAUCCGACAGAAAGACUAGCAGGUUGUACAAAUCAGCUACAAUCGCGAAAGGUGAGAAGACCGAUGGUGGACCGAAGGGAAACUUGGAGACCAGUGCCACUGGAAGGGUGAAGUUGGUAGUCUUUUGGAUGUAUAUUCGAAACAUGGGUCUGGGUCUCUUCGUUGGUGGUGUUCUCUUCCUUUUCUUCACCCAAAUCGCCUGGCUUGGAAAUAACAUUUGGUUGGCUGAUUGGUCGAAUGAUGCCUCGAAAUUCAUCAAUAACACUGGCGCCUCAUCCAACCAGACUACUGUGGAACCCAUGAAGAGUGUGGGGCUGCGUUUAGGUGUCUACGCUGUUAUCGGCAUGUGUCAAGUUGCCUUCAAUGUGUUGGCUUGUAUGAUGCUGGCAGUUGGCAGUGUUCGAGCCGUGAAGGUGCUUCAUCAUCAACUCCUGUCAUGCAUCCUCCACGUCCCGACCAGCUUCUUCGAUUCCGUGCCUCAGGGUCGGAUAAUGAACCGCUUCUCUAAUGAAAUAUCAACCGUAGAUAAUCAGCUGAUGAUCUCAAUGCGCUCCAUGCUGACGACCCUCUUCAGUUGUCUCAUCACUUUCGCGCUCUGUGCCUUGCCUAGUGCCUAUAUCCUCAUUCUCCUCGCUUGUCUUCUCGGUUUUUACGCAACCAUGCAGAAUCUCUUUGUGACGACGAGCCGUCAGCUGAAGCGCUUGGACUCGGUGAGCAAGUCGCCAAUCUUCUCGCAUUUCGCAGAGACCCUCCUCGGAGUGGACACUAUUCGGGCCUAUGGACUGUGCGACCUCUUUGUGAACUCUAGUGACACUCGAGUUGACGCAAACAACCGCGCCCUCUUUGGAACUCUUAUCGCGAAUCGGUGGCUCUCCAUGGUCCUAGAGACGGUGGGCAACCUGCUGACAUUCUCUGUAUCAGUGGCCUUCGUUGCAACCCGCGACACUCUGGCUGCGGGCUUCGCGGGUCUAGUGAUCAGCUACACUCUGAACAUUAUUCAGGGCCUCAGUUGGUUCGUGCGGAUGUCCACGGAGUUCGAGACUAAUGUGGUCUCCGUGGAGAGGAUCCGAGAGUACUCCAAGCUGACCAUCGAGGCCCCAUGGGAGGUGCCAGCGAAACAGCCACCAGCUCAGUGGCCCCAGGGUGAAAUUGAGUUCGUCAACUACAGUACCCGUUAUCGCGAUGAUCUUGACCCUGUUCUUCGCUCCAUAUCAUUCACUAUUAAGCCUGGUGAAAAGAUAGGGAUAGUGGGUCGGACAGGCUCAGGUAAAUCAUCUCUCGUGCUGGCUCUUUUCCGCAUCAUUGAGGCAAAUGAAGGGGAGAUUCGCCUUGAUGGGCAAAAUAUCGCCGAGAUUGGUCUACACGACCUCCGUGGGCGCAUCACUCUCAUUCCCCAGGCGAGUCGCCAUUUCCUUUGUUCGUCCUUCUGCCUGUCUGCGCCUGAUUGCAUGCUUCAUCUGAGCAAGUUGUUUCUUUCGCCCUUUCCUCUCGAUCCAGUGCUCUUUUCUGGUACCCUUCGGUUCAAUCUUGAUCCCUUCAACACCCACACCGACAAGACCGUAUGGGAGGCCCUCACAUUGGCGAAUCUCCGGUCAUUUGUGGAAGAGACCUCCUCUGAUGGCCUUGAAAUGACCAUCGCUGAAGGUGGCAACAACCUCAGCGUGGGCCAACGCCAACUGGUGUGCCUGGCGCGCGCUCUCCUUCGGAGAUCACGUGUUUUGGUUCUGGACGAGGCGACAGCCGCCGUCGACCCUCAAACUGACCAACUAAUCCAACACACAGUUCGCAAGGAGUUCGCUUCCAGCACCGUUCUCACGAUUGCUCACCGUCUCGAUACCAUCAUUGACUAUGAUAGAAUAAUGGUCCUGGACGCUGGACGUCUGAUAGAAAUGGGUCCGCCAAAGGAACUGGCGGGUCGCAGUGGAUCACUCUUCCGUGGAAUGCUGCUGGAGGCGAAUCUUCUAAAUACGGUGCUUGGCUCAUCGCAAAUUUAG
Echinococcus granulosus is the source of this 2778-nucleotide messenger RNA. RefSeq names its product Canalicular multispecific organic anion transporter. The transcript is spliced from 15 exons. Gene Ontology annotation, cellular component: membrane. The record is from RefSeq and is a predicted model, not a curated record. NCBI's taxonomy places the organism in Eukaryota, Metazoa, Platyhelminthes, Cestoda, Cyclophyllidea, Taeniidae. Gene Ontology annotation, biological process: transmembrane transport. Bases 1 to 2778 code for a protein of 925 amino acids. Gene Ontology annotation, molecular function: ABC-type transporter activity; ATP binding; ATP hydrolysis activity.